Molecule: messenger RNA, 4188 nt
Organism: Meloidogyne enterolobii
Lineage: Eukaryota; Metazoa; Nematoda; Chromadorea; Rhabditida; Meloidogynidae
Source: the annotation of a GenBank genome assembly
AUGGGCGAGAAGACUGUUAGUUUCUUUGAAAAAAAAAUUAUAAAUCAUCUGCUUCAGAUGGGUGCAAAUUUCACCGUGCAAAUUUUGCCUACUGUUUUGCAGCAAGUAUUUUAUGAACUAUGCUCGCUAACUCUUCGCACAAUUUUUGACCUUCGAAUACCUGGAGCUACAGUACCUAUUAGGUCUUUGCUGACACUUUCGGGUGAUUCUGUUCCAGCUAUCUUGAAUCUUGGUUGUCCUCCUAUAAAUGCUUCAAGUAUCUCAGUCUCUCAAGGUUUCAGUUGCUCACAAGGGGAACUACUCAAAUUGCAAACACCAAAUGUUGGAUCAGACGAUUUACUAUCUGCAGCGCCUGGACUUCCAGAAUGCUUUCCCUGCCCAAAAGGAACAGCUUUUGUCAACAACAGUUGUAUUCAAUGCCCAAUGGGCUCUUUCCAGGAUCAAGAAGGGCAGAUUCGUUGCAAACCCUGCAUAGAGAAUACUUAUACUUUACAAUCUGGAGCUCAAUCUAAUGAAUCGUGUUUGGACGUUUGCGGCAACGGAAUGUUUUCAGCUACAGGAAUGAUUCCUUGUCAGCUAUGCCCUAGACAUACAUUUGCUGGGCCUCCUCCAAUUGGAGGCUAUAAGGAAUGCGAGCCGUGUCCGGAAGGAACAUAUACAGCUCGCCUGGGCUCUGUCGGCCCUAGCCAUUGCAAACAACCUUGUGCUCCAGGGCAUUUUUCUGUAACAGGGUUGGAGCCUUGUUCUCCAUGCCCAAUUAAUUUCUAUCAGCCGAAUAUUGGCCAGCAGCGUUGUCUUCAAUGCUCAAACGAUUCUUUCACUGCAGAGACUGGUAGAUCUGCCGAUGAGCAUUGCAAAAAGCUGGAUUGCCAAACACUUAAAUGCCAGAAUAGGGGGCAAUGCGUCGUGGCUAAUCAUAAGGUAUUUCUAUUAGAAAAUAAGAUUGUCAUAUCAAAAAGUUAUUUAAUCACAUCCCGAUGUAAUAAAAUGUUUUUGGAAAAAGUGAGAGAAGGAGAAGUUUGCGAAUGCCGCCCAGGCUUUAUGGGUUCUCACUGUGAACAACAAAUACCUCUCUGUGACUCUCACCCCUGCCUUAAUGGAGGCACUUGUGAAUUACACAACGGAGCUUUUCGUUGUAUAUGUCCUCAAAACUAUACUGGCUCGAGAUGUCAAUUUGGACCGGAUGAAUGCAUCUCUUCUGUUCAUUGUCCAAAUGGGGGUGUAUGUCAAGACUUGCCUGGGCUUGGAACAACAAAGUGUAUUUGCAGGACCGGUUUCACCGGACCAGACUGUUCUCAAAUCUCUGAUCCUUGCCAAAGCGACCAACCAUGCAAAAAUGGUGCUCAAUGCAUACCUUUACAACUGGGCCGUUAUAAAUGCAAAUGUUUGCCUGGUUGGGAGGGGACAAAUUGUGAUAAGAAUAUUGAUGAUUGCACAGAAAAUCCUUGUGCAUUAGGCGCUAAAUGUCACGAUCUUAUUAAUGACUUUGAGUGUGAAUGUCCCCAUGGAUUUAGUGGAAAACGUUGUCAAAUAAAAGAUAAUUUGUGUGAUCCAAGUCCUUGUCUUAAUGGAGGUCAAUGUGUGGAUACACUGUUUGAUAGGCAUUGUAUAUGCAAACGUGGAUGGAAUGGAACAUUUUGUGAGCAGGAAGUUAACGAGUGUUCCCAGAAGCCUUGUCAAAAUGGAGCUACUUGUCGCGAUCAAGAGGACGAUUACUCAUGUGAAUGUGCACCCGGUUUUCACGGUUAUCAAUGCCAAUAUAUGAUUGAUCAUUGUGCCGUCAAGCCUUGUCGAAAUAAUGGAACAUGUAUAAAUCGAGGCCCAAUUUAUGAGUGUCAAUGCCCUCUUGGUUACGAGGGUGAUCAUUGUGAACACAAUGUCGAUGAAUGCGAAAUGAUGACACCUUGUGAUGCUGUUGGGACUGGAAGGUGUGAGGACUUGGUUAACGGUUUCAAGUGCCAUUGUCACCCCGGAUAUGAAGGCACUUUCUGCGAACAACACGUUAGUCAGUGUGAAGACGAACCUUGCAUGAAUAAUGGUACUUGUACUGAUUUGGGUGCCGGUUUUCAAUGUGAAUGUCAAUUGGGAUGGAAAGGUGAUCGUUGCCAGGAAAUGGAAACACAAUGUGAUCGAAAGCCAUGCAUGAAUGAAGGCAAAUGUGUCCCACUAGUCGACGAUUAUUUCUGUGUUUGCCCGGAAGGUGUUAGUGGAAAGAAUUGCGAAUUGGCCCCGAACCGCUGCCUUGGAGAACCUUGCCAUAACGGCGGUGUUUGUGGCGAUUUUGGUUCUCGAUCUGACUGUCAAUGUCCAAAGGGCUAUAGCGGCAAUGGAUGCCAAUUUCGAUUUGAUGGUUGCCACGAGGGUUUGUGCAAAAAUGGUGGAACUUGUGUUAACAAUAAUGACUUGACUAGGCAUCAAAUGUCCAAAAUUGAAAAUUCGGUAGCUGUUGAACAGAACAGUGAAGCGAUUGGAUUUAAAUGUGUUUGUGCUCCUGGAUUCUCUGGAAAUGAAUGCGAGAUAGAUAUUAAUGAAUGUCAACCUUCUCCAUGUCCUUUAGCCUCUCAUUGUGUUGAUCUAGUCAACGGGUAUUACUGUAAAUGCCCUUUCAAUAUGACUGGUGCCAACUGCGAGAAGAGAAUUGAUCCAGACUAUGAUUUACGCUUUCUUGAAUCUUCAAGUCAGCCUGCUUCAGCCAGUUUAGGAAUUCCUUUCAAUUUUGUCUCGAGUGCAUUAACUUUGAAUAUUUGGGUUAAAUUUGAAAAGAACCAACAAACUGAUGUUUUAAAAGAACAGAGAAAAUCACCCCCAAUAUUUUUUACUCUUUAUAGCAGCAGUUCUGCAAAUCAACCAACAAAUUUAACUGAACUUUUAACUAUAUCUUCUGAAGCAAUAAAUAUUAGACUGUUUCCUGAGCUUGAUAAACAGCCUUUAGUUCUGCAUUUCCCUAUCCAUCAACGCCCAGACACUCAACUUGCUUGGAACAAUAUAAUAUUUAUGUGGGAUUCCCAACAACAAGGGAGCUAUUCCCUUUUAUGGAAUGCUGUUCGUCUAUAUUCUGAUAAAGGAUAUGCUCCAAAUCGUCGUUUAGACAUUAAUGCUUGGAUAAACUUGGGCGAUCCCAAGGGUAUUGAACAGCAACAAAAUCAGCUUUUAAUGGCUAAUAAAAUAAUUUCUACUGAAUUACCUAAAGGAAAUGAGAAAAUGAUUGGUACUAAAUUUGUUGGGUCUAUUACUAGAGUUAAUAUGUGGAAUAGAAUGCUAGAUUUUGAAACAGAAAUUCCUUCAAUUGUACAACGUUGCCAAGGCUCUCCCGAUCUCUACGAGGGACUAUCAUUACGAUUCGCGAAUUAUGAUAGGCUUCAAGGGAAGGUGGAAAGAGUUGCCAAAAGUACUUGUGGCCGAAUUGACUUGUUAUCUCCAACAUGCCAUUCAUCUGGAGAUGAAAAUAAAAAUUUAAAGGACCAUCAAUGCCGUUCAAAAAUUCCAUCUAAUAUGAAUGAUUACUUUAAAGAAGAGUUGGUAGAAGUUGAAGGAUGUCCUAUGGAACCCAUAAAUGUUCAAACACCUUUGAAGGAAUUAAAUAUUUCUUGGAAGGAACCGAAAUUUUAUGAGACUAGUUCAAGGGUUCAAAUAGCCAAAAUUGAACAGAAUUUAAAGCCUGGACAAGUGUUUACUUGGGGACAAUAUUCAGCCAUUUAUUUGGCUCUAGAUAAUCAAUCCUCUCCUUUAGCUACAUGUCAAUUUAAGAUAAACGUGGUCAGAGAAUUUUGCCCAGAUCCAGAAAUACCAGUUAAUGGAGUUCAACGCUGUGAGCAAUGGGGACCUGGAUUGCGCUAUAAAGCUUGCUCUGUCCAUUGUCAAAACGGUUACGGCUUCAGCCGCCCUCCCGCAGCUUUCUACUCUUGUGGUGAAGACGGGAAAUGGCGCCCCAAUGAGGGGAAACAACGUCCUUUCCGUUACCCUCAAUGCACUCGGCAAUCACCUGCCGAACACUUGGCUAGAAUUCAAUUAAGCUACCCACAACUAGCCUUGUGCAAUCCUGCAGGAAAAUCUACAGUAACCGAAAAAAUAAUUGAGAGAAUUAAUCAAAUUAAUAAUAAAUGGCAUAUUUGUGCUAAUAAUGAAGAAAGGUUAUUUGGAAAAAUUUCUUUUAAUAUUUAUAUGGAAGAAAGGAAUCCAACUGGCUAG